Molecule: messenger RNA, 348 nt
Organism: Cetraspora pellucida
Lineage: Eukaryota; Fungi; Glomeromycota; Glomeromycetes; Diversisporales; Gigasporaceae
Source: the annotation of a GenBank genome assembly
AUGACAAAUAAUUUGGAAAAGAAUAAAAGUUUAGCAGUUGAUGAGAAAAAUAUAGCACAGUCAAAUAAUGAUAUUGAACCAUCACAUAGCCAAAUGGAUGUCUCUGAUGUUGGUUUGGAACAGGAUUUGAUAAACAGAUUAGUUAGUGAAUAUAAGGGUAGAGAGGAAUUAUGUGAUAGAUUGUUUGAAAAAAAGAAGGUUGUAAGUCUAAAGGAUGAUGUGGAUAAGGAAGAAUUUUGCUUCUAUUUGCAUGAUUGUGACCUUUUUGCAGGAGUUGAAAUUAAUAACAAAAAGUCAAAGAUGAGUAGUUUUGGAACAAGAGUGCAAGGUGGGCAUCAGUUUUUGUAG